UCCCCCUGCUGCAGGCCCAGCCUAUAAAGCCACCCUGCGUGUCCCCGCCGACCCUGGCCCCCGCCCCUGCCACCCAGAGCCACCAUGGCAGAGCUGCCGGGGUCGGAGACGCCGGGGGACCCCACGCUGUGCAGUGGGCGCUUUACCAUUAGCACGCUGUUGGGGAGCGAUGAGUCCCCACCGCCGGCUGCCUAUGACAGCAGCCACCCCAGCCACCUGACCCAUGGCAGCACCUUGUACAUGCGAACCUUUGGCUACAACACUAUUGACGUGGUACCGGCCUACGAGCACUAUGCCAACAGCGCCCUGCCGGGCCAGCCCCGCAAGGUCCGGCCCACACUGGCCGACCUGCACUCCUUCCUUAAGCAGGAAGGCAGCCCCCUGCACGCCCUGGCCUUUGACAGCCGGCCCAGCCAUGAGAUGACGGACGGGCUGGUGGAGGAUGAGGCGGGCACCGGUGGCGAGAAGAGCCCGGGGGAGCCCGUGCGCUUUGGCUGGGUCAAGGGGGUGAUGAUCCGUUGCAUGCUCAAUAUCUGGGGUGUGAUCCUCUAUCUGCGGCUCCCGUGGAUUACAGCCCAGGCGGGCAUUGUCCUGACCUGGAUCAUCAUCCUGCUGUCGGUCACGGUGACCUCCAUCACCGGCCUCUCCAUCUCGGCCAUCUCCACCAACGGCAAGGUCAAGUCAGGUGGCACCUACUUCCUCAUCUCCCGGAGCCUUGGCCCAGAGCUGGGGGGCUCCAUCGGCCUCAUUUUUGCUUUCGCCAAUGCCGUGGGUGUGGCCAUGCACACGGUGGGCUUCGCUGAGACCGUGCGGGACCUGAUCCAGGAGUACGGCUCGCCCAUCGUGGACCCCGUCAAUGACAUCCGGAUCAUCGGCGUGGUCACCGUCACCGUGCUGCUGGCCAUCUCCCUGGCUGGCAUGGAGUGGGAGUCCAAGGCCCAGGUUCUCUUCUUCAUGGUCAUCAUGGUCUCUUUUGCCAACUACUUGGUGGGGACGCUGAUCCCCCCGUCUGAGGACAAGGCCUCCAGGGGCUUCUUCAGCUACCGGGGGGACAUUUUUGUCCAGAACUUGGUGCCCGACUGGCGGGGCCCGGACGGCAGCUUCUUCGGGAUGUUCUCCAUCUUCUUCCCCUCGGCCACGGGCAUCCUGGCGGGGGCCAACAUCUCCGGGGACCUCAAGGACCCUGCCAUCGCCAUCCCCAAGGGGACACUCAUGGCCAUCUUCUGGACCACCGUCUCCUACCUGGCCAUCUCGGCCACCAUCGGCUCCUGCGUGGUUCGUGACGCCUCCGGGAACCUGAAUGACACGGUGACCCCGGGCCUGGGUGCCUGCGAGGGGCUGGCCUGCGGCUACGGCUGGAACUUCACCGAGUGCGCCCAGCAGCACAACUGCCACUACGGCCUCAUCAACUACUACCAGACUAUGAGCAUGGUGUCCGGCUUCGCACCCCUGAUCACAGCCGGCAUCUUCGGGGCCACCCUCUCCUCUGCCCUGGCCUGCCUCGUCUCGGCCGCCAAAGUCUUCCAGUGCCUGUGCGAGGACCAGCUGUACCCUCUGAUCGGCUUCUUCGGCAAGGGCUACGGCAAGAACAAGGAGCCGAUCCGCGGCUACCUGCUGGCCUACGCCAUCGCCGUGGCCUUCAUCAUCAUCGCCGAGCUCAACACCAUCGCCCCCAUCAUCUCCAACUUCUUCCUGUGCUCCUACGCCCUCAUCAACUUCAGCUGCUUCCACGCCUCCAUCACCAACUCCCCCGGGUGGCGGCCCUCCUUCCGCUACUACAGCAAGUGGGCGGCGCUGUUCGGGGCGGUCAUCUCCGUGGUCAUCAUGUUCCUUCUCACCUGGUGGGCGGCCCUCAUCGCCAUCGGCGUGGUCCUCUUCCUCCUGCUCUACGUCAUCUACAAGAAGCCAGAGGUGAACUGGGGCUCCUCCGUGCAGGCCGGCUCCUACAACAUGGCCCUGAGCUACUCCGUGGGCCUCAACGAGGUGGAGGAGCACAUCAAGAACUACCGCCCCCAGUGCCUGGUGCUCACGGGGCCCCCCAACUUCCGCCCGGCCCUGGUGGACUUUGUGGGCACCUUCACGCGGAACCUCAGCCUGAUGAUCUGCGGCCACGUGCUCAUCGGACCCCGCAAACAGAGGAUGCCCGAGCUCCGGGCCAUCGCCAACGGGCACACCAAGUGGCUAAACAAGAGGAAGAUCAAGGCCUUCUACUCAGACGUCAUCGCCGAGGACCUGCGCAGCGGGGUCCAAGUUCUCAUGCAGGCCGUGGGUCUGGGGAGGAUGAAGCCCAACAUCCUGGUGGUCGGGUUCAAGACCAACUGGCAGUCGGCUCACCCGGCCACGGUGGAGGACUACAUCGGCAUCCUGCACGACGCCUUUGAUUUCAACUACGGAGUGUGCGUCAUGAGGAUGCGCGAGGGGCUCAACAUCUCGGAGGUGAUGCAGGCGCACAUUAACCCCGUGUUUGACCCGGCCCAGGACGGCAAGGAAGCCAGCGCCAGCAGGGCCCGGCCGUCCGUCUCUGGCACACUGGACCCCGAGGCCCUGGUGCGGGAGGAGCAGGCCAGCACCAUCUUCCAGUCGGAGCAGGGCAAGAAGACCAUCGACAUCUACUGGCUGUUCGACGAUGGAGGCCUCACCCUCCUCAUCCCCUACCUCCUCGGCCGCAAGAAGAGAUGGAGCAAAUGCAGGAUCCGAGUGUUCGUGGGCGGCCAGAUCAACAGGAUGGACGAGGAGAGGAAGGCAGCUCUUUCUGGUGCGUGGAAGCCAGGCCGUCUUACCUGGUGUCCCUGCCCGCUCUGUCCCAGCACCAAGCGCUUUGAGGACAUGAUUGCGCCCUUCCGCCUGAAUGACGGCUUCAAGGACGAGGCCACCGUGGCCGAGAUGAGGCGGGACUGCCCCUGGAAGAUCUCGGAUGAGGAGAUGAACAAGAAUAGAGUCAAGUCCCUGCGGCAGGUGCGGCUGAAUGAGAUUCUGCUGGAUUACUCCCGAGACGCCGCGCUCGUGGUCAUCACCUUGCCCAUCGGGAGGAAGGGGAAGUGCCCGAGCUCGCUGUACAUGGCCUGGCUGGAGACGCUGUCCCAGGAGCUCCGCCCGCCCGUCAUCCUGAUCCGAGGGAACCAGGAGAAUGUGCUCACCUUCUACUGCCAGUAACGCCAAGCGUGGCCACGCCUGCCCGAGGCCGAGGGCGCAUCCCCUGGGACACCCACCUCUCCCCGGGACAAGGCCUGCGCUCCGUCCCGCCCCAGGAUCUGACUGAAGAGGCUGCAGGUUUCCAAACUUUGGUCGGAACCCACUCCCCUCGGACCUGUCCUCCGGGCUUGGUUUUAUGGGCUGGCGAAGGAGCCUUUGAGGCUGGGUGAAAAGUUCUCUGGCGGAUCGGAUCCAUCGUCCUUUUAAGUUCUUCUGAUUUUGAUGGCAGCAAAUUAAGAUUUCAGUCUUUGAUUGAUAGACAAGUUUGAGUCAGAGUGUUGGCUGUUUGUACAGACGUUUCCAUGCCUGCCUCCUGCAAGGUCAGGAGAAGGGGCACCCCACAUGCACACCCUGGUCGCCCUCACCGAGGGAUGCAGGGCUCCUGGAACCUCCAUACUCAUGCAGAUUUCUCUAACCACCUCUCACGCCCUGCGCUUUCAAUAAUAAUGCGUCUUCG
Myotis davidii is the source of this 3649-nucleotide messenger RNA. RefSeq names its product solute carrier family 12 (sodium/chloride transporter), member 3 (gene SLC12A3). The record is from RefSeq and is a predicted model, not a curated record. Gene Ontology annotation, cellular component: membrane. Gene Ontology annotation, biological process: potassium ion homeostasis; chloride ion homeostasis; sodium ion homeostasis. The transcript is spliced from 25 exons. Gene Ontology annotation, molecular function: sodium:potassium:chloride symporter activity. NCBI's taxonomy places the organism in Eukaryota, Metazoa, Chordata, Mammalia, Chiroptera, Vespertilionidae. Bases 85 to 3153 code for a protein of 1022 amino acids.